UGAGCAGCUGUGAGUCACGUUGCGCCGCGUUCCCGUGGUUUCUGGUGACCCCUGCGGGAUACGAAUCCAGACAUGCCACAAUUUACGAGGGACGCGCCCAGUCAGCCAGCCAGUCAGCUACCAACGGGGACUCGUUUGGGCGCGACUCAUUGAACAUAACCAAAUCACUGGGCUUUCAUGGCGCCGCCCCAGGGGGGAUUAGGUUACCUCUCUCCCCUCCGCUUCUUCCUCCAUCUUCAAGCUUGGUAGGAGGGCAGGGAGGAGGGGAGAGACGCUGGGUGUUAGGGUAUGUACAUGUCUGGCUCUAGGUUUGGUGUGAUUUAUAAAAGGUCUUUUUUUCUUAGCCUCCCCAGAUGAAGACAACUCGCCCCGCCCUCUCCCUAAACGUGUUCCUGUCACUGGCCUUCCCUUCUGGCCGCCGCCUUCCCCUAUUGGCUGGCGGGCUGUUUGUUGCUGGCGUCUUCUUCUCUUAUUGGCGUGGCACUGCGGGUGCCAACUGUUUCGACGGUCAAAUCUUUGAUGCAUCACCCUCGCAGCGGAAAAGUGAAGGUGGAGACGUAAAUCCUAUCCAAAGUGACGCUUUGCUGCGCCAGUGCCGGCGCCUUGCGCGGUGUUGGUGAGAGGUGAACACUAAGUGCAUCGCGGUGGCACUCUGGCAGGGCGUGACAGGGCGGGGCCUUGCGGGGUGAGGGCGGGAGUGUCAGGUGACCCCAGUGUUCACCCUGACUCAGGUGAGGCCACCGGUGCCAGCUCGCUGCUCAGGCCGCCCCCGCCAUGUGACGCCCGUGCCAGUCACGCCUUCCUGCGGGGCACUAGCCACCCGCCGCCGCCGCACACGUCGUGACGCCUAAAAUAGAGCAGUGACUUGGUGAAUGACAGGCUGACCCUUGUCGCCCCGCUAUGGUGACCCUGCGCGGUGACCCCCCGCGCGCUGCGCCGAACACACGACGGUGACGGGGAGGAGUGAUGCCCGCGCGGCCCCAGUGAGUGACAGUGCUGCGCCGAAAUGAUCCAGGGGGCACCGCGUGGCGCCCCGCAUGUGUGUGCGUGCGUGUAGUGCAGCAGAGGAAGCGGGAGACAGGCAGGCGACGCAGCAGGGUGGCGGGGCUACCGGCGCGGCACUAUGAUGCCGGAGCUCCGUUCGUGCCGCUACGACACGCGCUACGCCGACAGCCUUUCCCCUGACGGGCGGCCGUACUCCGUGUCCCCGAGCUUCCCCGGACACUCCCACGGCCACGCACACCGCCACUGCUCGCCCCAGCGUGAGCCCCGACCCUCCUCGGCGGACCUAGCCGAGCCCUUCGUCACGAGCCCGCAUUCCCGGCAGCACGGUCUCCUCAAGUCCGAGGAUGAGUUUAUGGAUGAGGAUGACGCCCACGUGCCCCACGUGCUGGCACCCACAACACAUGCCGCUGGCCACGCCCACGCUCGCACCUGCUUGCUGUGGGCAUGCAAAGCGUGCAAGAGGAAGAGCGUGACAGUGGAUAGGCGGAAGGCGGCCACGAUGAGAGAGCGGCGGAGGCUGCGCAAGGUGAACGAGGCUUUCGAGAUCCUAAAAAGAAGAACCUGCAGCAACCCUAACCAGCGCAUGCCCAAGGUGGAGAUCCUGCGCAACGCCAUCGAGUACAUCGAGUCCCUGGAAGACCUCCUGCACGGGACGCCCUCACCUGGAGCCCCGGACCCUGACCACGCACCUGAGAACACCUGCGCCUCCUCCCACUACCUGAGUUCCGGGGGGUCAGGCUUCUACCAGGAGAGGUCAGGUCACUACGGGGACGCCGCCGCCGCCGCCUACACCACGCUGACCGGACACGAGCAUGGAGGCAGUGGGCGAGGUGGAGGGGGGGUCAGUGGUGGAGGGGGCGGACCUGCCUCCACCUCCAGCCUGGACUGCCUCUCCCUCAUCGUGGAGUCCAUCAGCCCCUCCACCACCGGCAUCAUCAACUCGGUGGCGGACAAGGGCUCGUAACACCCUAUAGCUGUCCGCCUCGCAUCCAAGAGAGAGAGAAAAGCCCCUUGACAGCCUCCCCCUUUCCCUCCUUCCCUCCCUACCUUCUUCCUCCCUUCCACCCUUCCUCCUCCAUCUUUUCUAUAAUAAGCAAGCAACAUAACCUAAAUACCUUCAGAAGUGCCGCUGGAAAGGCAAGUCACGAUACUUUGACUCAACAACUCAAUUCCACUCAAACUACCCAAGACAGACAAGCAAAACAGCGCUUUCCAACACAUGGCCAGUAAACACUCGCUGACGGGCGUCUUCCGAUGGACAGCCGCACCGCGAAGGAAGCAGCCGUGGAUGUGAACGAUUUCUUGUGGUCAAACUACAGUAUGACGUAACUAAAAGGUCUGGACGACUAAAAUCAAAGGUUUAUGUACUUACGAAGUGGGUUGAAGUGAUCGCAGUGUUAUCGGCCAAGCGAUGCGAUAACAACACGUGCUGCAAAGGUUCGUCAGCAUCAUGCAAGUAUGGUACGUCUUAGAAUUAUGAAAAUACUACUGAAAAUAAACAAAAUAUAGCUGACAGGAAUAAAGAAAAAGAAGUGAGCCUCUCCUGACGGCCAUGAAAGUACGGAACACAUAAGAGAAGUGAACGAAUAGAAAAACAUAAAAAAGUGAUUGCAACGUGGAUAUUGAAGUGCCUGUCGAGUGUUAGCCGAGACGCGAUGACGCCACGUGCCUCAAAAGUUCACCGCCAUCACGAGGAACAAUGAAGGCGUUGGGGGGGGGGAGGGGAGGGUGCCAGGCUGCAGGGACAAGGGUGCCGUGGCUGCGCGGUGCCAGGACAGACUAGCUUGUGCCGUGAGAAGCGGAGAACCAGUGCCGCUGUGCGCGAGGACCCGUCAAAACAGUGUAAUUACGGUGACAAUCUUCGCACGGUGCAUCCUGUAUAGUUCUUGUUCCGCGGACUUUCCAAACCUACGCAGCACAAUUUUUUUAAUAGUUUACAAUUUCUUGCAUACAGUUUUUUUUAUGUAUCUGUUAUAAAAGCAUUUAGUGUGUGUGUGCGUGUGUGUGUGUGUGUGUGUGUGUGUGCAACUCCUCUCAGAAAAAGAAACAACGUACCGGUAUCAAAAACACACACACACACACACACACACACACACACACGGACGCACGCACGCACACGCAAACAUACAAGUAAAUAGAUAUAAAAAAAGAAUGUACUUGCAUGAAAACAAGGUGAAAUUAGAUGCCGGCCAUGUCCUGUCACGGCCAAGCUAUAUGAAAAUGCGUCUCACAUUGUUAACAUUUUUUUUCUGCUUACUUUAUCUUGCAGAACAGAAUGCAAUACUCAUAAUCAAUAAAUAUUACCAGAUAUGA
Eriocheir sinensis (Chinese mitten crab) is the source of this 3318-nucleotide messenger RNA. RefSeq names its product transcription factor SUM-1-like (gene nau). Bases 1124 to 1969 code for a protein of 281 amino acids. The record is from RefSeq and is a predicted model, not a curated record. Gene Ontology annotation, biological process: muscle organ development; regulation of transcription by RNA polymerase II; positive regulation of myoblast differentiation. NCBI's taxonomy places the organism in Eukaryota, Metazoa, Arthropoda, Malacostraca, Decapoda, Varunidae. Gene Ontology annotation, molecular function: protein dimerization activity; RNA polymerase II cis-regulatory region sequence-specific DNA binding; DNA-binding transcription factor activity, RNA polymerase II-specific. The transcript is spliced from 4 exons.